Cygnus atratus (black swan) is the source of this 1509-nucleotide messenger RNA. RefSeq names its product monocarboxylate transporter 2-like. Gene Ontology annotation, biological process: monocarboxylic acid transport; transmembrane transport. Gene Ontology annotation, molecular function: monocarboxylic acid transmembrane transporter activity. The record is from RefSeq and is a predicted model, not a curated record. Gene Ontology annotation, cellular component: membrane. Bases 1 to 1509 code for a protein of 502 amino acids. The transcript is spliced from 4 exons. Lineage: Eukaryota; Metazoa; Chordata; Aves; Anseriformes; Anatidae.
AUGUCUCCUCCAGUCCCUUCGGACCUGGGCUACAUCCCCCCCGAUGGUGGAUGGGGCUGGGCAGUGGUGUUUGGGGCCUCCAUCUCGGUUGGGUUUGCAUACACCUUUCCUAAAGCUUUCACAAUCUACUUUAAAGAGCUUCAGGCUGUUUACAGCAUCUCCUACAGCCAGAUUGCCUGGAUAACUUCCAUCAUGUGUGCUACCACCUACGGAGGAGGUCCUAUCAGCAGUAUUUUAGUAAACCGCUAUGGCAGCCGACCCGUGGUGAUAUUUGGAGGCCUGCUGUGUGGCAUUGGGAUGGUCUCAGCUGCCUUCUGCACCAGCAUCCUGCAGCUCUACAUCUGCGUGGGCUUUAUUACAGGAUUUGGCCUUGCUCUCAACCUCCAGCCGUCAGUGAUAAUCAUAGGGAAAUACUUUUUAAAGAGAAGACCCAUCGCAAACGGCCUUGCUAUGGCAGGGAGCCCCGUGAUGCUUUGCACCCUGGCUCCUCUCAACCAGUUCCUUUUUGACAAUUUUGGCUGGAGGGGCAGCUUUUUAAUUCUCGGGGCAAUUUUAUUAAACUGCUGUGUGGCCGGAGCUCUCUUCAGGCCCAUUGGGGCACCCAAAACCCAGUCAAAUGAGGAAGCAAAGGAGGUCCUGAAAGAAGAGGUCACUAAGGAUGCCAUGGAAAUGAACAGUUCCACAAACAUCCCUGUGGAGACAAAAACAGAAGAAGAAGCAAAGGACUGUUGUGAAAAAAUCAAUAAGUACCUUGAUUUUUCCCUCUUUAAGCACAGAGGUUUCUUGAUUUACCUGAUUGGAAAUGUGCUCAUGUUUCUAGGCUUUUUUGCCCCCAUUGUUUUUCUGGCACCCUAUGCAAAGCACAUCGGCAUUGAUGAAUAUUCAGCUGCUUUCCUCCUUUCAAUCCUUGCUAUCGUGGAUAUGAUUGCCAGACCGGCCACUGGCAUCAUUGCAAACAGCAAGUGGGUGAGGCCACGGAUCCAAUACUUUUUCAGCUUCUCCAUUGCUUUCAACGGUGCCUGCCACCUUCUGUGCCCCCUGGCUUCUGGCUACAAGGGGCUCGUCGUUUACGCUGUCUUUUUUGGCUUGGCUUUUGGCAUGGUUUGUGCCAUGCUUUUUGAAACUCUCAUGGACCUUGUGGGAGCUACCCGGUUCACCAGCGCCGUUGGCUUGGUCACCAUUGCAGAGUGUUGCACAAUAUUGCUGGGACCACCUAUAGGGGGAACACUUAUCGAUACCUUUGGGGACUAUAAAUAUAUGUUCAUUAAAUGUGGAGCUGUGAUGGUCCUGGCAGGAACAUUCCUGUUCAUCAUGAAUUACUAUAAUUACCGCAUGCUUGCCAAGGAGAAGAGAAAAGCAAAAGAAGAGGACCCUAAAUCUGUAAGGACAGAAAGUGAGGGCAGAAAUAACUUGAACAAAGAUACUGUACAGGAUGGACCUGAGCUGGAACCUCUGAGAGAGGAACAAGAAAGACUAAAGAAGGAAGUGAAUGGCACAAAUGAAGUUUAA